Molecule: messenger RNA, 601 nt
Organism: Musca domestica (house fly)
Lineage: Eukaryota; Metazoa; Arthropoda; Insecta; Diptera; Muscidae
Gene: lin-52
Product: protein lin-52 homolog
Exons: 4
Coding region: 125-499 (124 amino acids)
Biological process (GO): regulation of DNA-templated transcription
Cellular component (GO): DRM complex
Source: RefSeq, a predicted model, not a curated record
UACACGCUAGAACAUGGCAUUAUGUCAUUAGAUACGUCUGUAUUAAAGAUUCGCUUUUAGUAAAAAUAUCGAUAACACUAUCUAAUGCAAACCGAUACUUUCACAAGUGUUGUUUCACAAGAAAAUGACAACAAAAAAGGAACGCACAUUAAAAUAUUCCAUGGUAAAGGAGGAAGAGCAGGAUGAUGGAGGCUUGUUAUCGUUAGAAAAAUUAGACAGAGCAUCGCCAGAUUUGUGGCCAGAAAAAAUUCCAGGAAUAACCGACUUUAUUGCUAUGAGUGAUACACCAAUACGUACACCUGCACCUGAAUGGUCCCGUGGUCUGUCGCAAGAGGAUACUUCGGCGAUGUUGCAACUCAGCACAUUGUCUCCCAAUGCUUUGAUAAUGGAAAUUAAGAAAAUCUACGAUGAAGCCUAUCAACUGGGUGUUAGUGAAGCUAAGGAAAUGACUCGUGGAAAGUAUUUAGGAAUUUUCAAUAAUGCAAAAAAGAAAAAUUAAGAUGAGUACAAAAGCAAUAACUAAACUUUUUAUAAGUUAGUUUUUAGGAUUUUUUUAAAUUAAAAAUAAAUAAAUGCUGUUAAAAGCUAACUAACUUUAAAA